Messenger RNA from Merops nubicus (carmine bee-eater), 1533 nucleotides. RefSeq names its product Fas (TNFRSF6) associated factor 1 (gene FAF1). The annotation marks the transcript as partial. Gene Ontology annotation, molecular function: NF-kappaB binding; ubiquitin binding. Gene Ontology annotation, cellular component: endoplasmic reticulum; nucleus. NCBI's taxonomy places the organism in Eukaryota, Metazoa, Chordata, Aves, Coraciiformes, Meropidae. The record is from RefSeq and is a predicted model, not a curated record. The transcript has 12 exons.
UGUAAGAGUCUCUCUUCAGAAGAGGACUCUAUGACUCUAGCUGUAUCGGGACUGACUUUUCCUUGCCAUCGACUUACAGUUGGAAGAAGAUCUUCACCUGUACAAACAAGGGAACAGUCAGAGGAGCAAUGCACUGAUGUUCAUAUGGUUAGUGACAGUGAUGGAGAUGACUUUGAAGAUGCUACAGAGUUUGGAGUUGAUGAUGGAGAAAUGUUUGGAGUAGCUUCAUCUGCCUUGAGGAAAUCCCCAAUGAUGCCAGAAAAUGCAGAAAAUGAAGGAGAUGCCUUAUUACAAUUUACAGCAGAGUUUUCUUCAAGAUAUGGUGACUGCCACCCCGUUUAUUUUAUUGGAUCACUAGAGGCUGCUUUUCAAGAAGCCUUCUAUGGGAAAGCUAGAGAUAGAAAGCUUCUUGCUAUCUACCUCCACCAUGAUGAAAGUGUUCUAACCAACGUCUUCUGUUCACAAAUGCUUUGUGCUGAAUCUAUUGUCUCGUAUCUGAGUCAGAACUUCAUUACCUGGGCAUGGGACAUGACAAAAGAAGCUAACAGAGCAAGGUUUCUGACGAUGUGCACUAGACACUUCGGGAGUGUUGUAGCCCAAACAAUUAGAACUCAGAAGACAGACCAGUUUCCACUUUUCCUUAUUAUUAUGGGAAAACGAUCAUCUAAUGAAGUGUUGAAUGUAAUACAAGGUAACACAACGGUGGAUGAGCUAAUGAUGAGGCUGAUGGCUGCAAUGGAGAUCUUCAGUGCCCAGCAGCAGGAAGACAUAAAGGAUGAGGAUGAACGUGAGGCCAGAGAAAAUGUGAAAAGAGAGCAGGAUGAAGCGUACCGCAUAUCACUGGAGGCUGACAGGGCAAAGAGAGAAGCACAAGAGAGAGAAAUGGCAGAGCAGUUUCGCUUGGAACAAAUUCGGAAAGAACAGGAGGAAGAACGUGAGGCUAUCAGGCUCUCUCUUGAGCAAUCUUUGCCUCCUGAACCAAAAGAGGAGAGCACUGAGUCCGUCAGUAAACUGCGUAUUCGGACGCCCAGUGGAGAGUUCUUUGAGCGACGUUUCCUGGCCAGCAGCAAGCUGCAGGUUGUCUUUGAUUUUGUAGCUUCCAAGGGAUAUCCUUGGGAAGAGUACAAGCUGCUGGGCACCUUUCCGAGGAGAGAUGUGACCCAGCUGGAUCCAAAUAAAUCAUUACUGGAGGUAAAACUGUAUCCUCAAGAAACCCUUUUCCUAGAGGCAAAAGAAUAGAUCAUGCCCCAUUGUAGGACUGAUCAUCCUGGGCAAGCCAGAGGCACUGCAUUGAAAGGAAGACUUCUAUCAACGCCACCUUGUACUAGCAUCCAACUCAAUUCAAUGUCACAACUUUGCCUCUUGCAAGAAUCCUGAAAAAUUGAAAAAAACCCAUAGCUACUUAGUUUCACAUACAUGAGUAUAUGUUUCCAACCUCAUUUAAAUGAGCAGAGGAUAAAGUUCUGCUACGAACACUGAACAUUAUGACUCUGUUGCUCACUUAUCAUCCAGCUUUUGUUAUAAUUAAUGCAC